CACACACAGCAAUGGAUGGACUCGCUGCUGCGCACACACACGGGGCUGUCUGCCUGUCAUGUUGGCUGCGACUGCCGGACCUCCCUAAUCGCACUCCUAAAUGUGUCACGCACGGCAGCCGAUUGGCCUGGUGGCGAAUGGAGCGCCUGCACCAACACAUCCACACACGCGGAAUCUCAUUGUGUGUGUGUGUCUCUGUGUGUCUGUGUCAACUGACUUGAACGAGAUUGUCAGCCAUCGCCUGGCACGAUUUGUCGCCCUGCAACUUCCCCCUGAGUGCUGACCUGAUGCCUGAGUGCAUCAUGGCCUUCAGGUGACCCUGCUGUGACGCUGAGAGGGCGGCAAAGCUGCCAGACGGACACACCAAAGUGCGGAAAAGUCGACACAUCUCAUUCAGGGCCUGACAAACAACGGCAGCAGCCAGAGAGAGACCAUGGGCACUGCACUGCACUGCACUGCACUGCCCGCACCCGUAAGUCAGUUGGGUCUUGUGUAUCCAGCAUGAAGAGGCCCUCAGCGAAGCCAUGAACCACUCUGGAAAGACUCUCCUGCAGAACCGACAAAACCUGACACAUACAGAGAGGGAGGGAGAGCACACACGAAUGGCCACCAGCACACACAUAUAUUGAGUCCUGUCCACCCCACCCACCUGGUGGGUCUCCUGCGGCGAUGUCUGCAGGAGGCACUCGACCAGCAGGCACCACAUUUGCAGCAGGUACACCAGGCCCAUCCCGGACCGCACAUUCACUGCGCCCUCCACACUCAGAUGGACGAACCUGUCGCGGAAGGGCUGCUGGGUGGCGUCUGUGUCGGCAUUGUCCUUGGCGAGCAGCUUGAGCAGUGUGUGUGGGGACCUCUGGGCGAUGAGGUAGAAGGUGUGGAACAUCUGGCUCUGCACCUCGCUCUUCUCUCGACGCAUCUCGGCCGACCCGUCAGGCAGCUGCUGCCACACACGAUAAUGCACGUCGAAAAACCUGCACCAUGACAUGAAUGACACCAACAGCAGCAGCAACACACAGACACCUCUCUCUCUCUCUCUCUUUCUCUUCCUCUCUCACACACACACACAGAAAGCCGCGUAUGUAUGCCCGCCCCGCUCACCCCGGCGUGACGCACUCGAGGAAUCCCUCAGCCGGCACCUGGGGAUCGCCGACCAGCGUGGCGGCAAUGUGGCCGACGAAGAUGGCCAGGUCGUUGAUUUCCUCCAGGCCGAGAUUGUGCUGGGCGUAGAAGAGUGUGAGCAUCGACGCCAGCGAGGACAUCAGGAGCCCCCCACUCAUGAGGGUCACCAUCCGCCGGCAAAAGAAGAGCGAGUACCGGCGGACACGGGGGAAGCCGCCGAAGAGCUUCAUGGCGGUGGUGACGCCAUCGAGGGCCGACCGCCACACCUCGUUUAGCACCGGCACUGGUUUGCUGAAGCCUUUGGAAAUGCAACCCAUCGCCUGUUGUGCAGACACCACGCCCAACCACCCACAUACACACCCACCCAUCCAUCCAUCCAUCUGGGUUGAUAAGAUGCCUCCCUCCACUUGCCUGUAUGGCCCGUGCGAUCCACUCCGCGUGUCCCUCCCUAUCUGCCAGCGCCUCGGCAGCCAGCUGGGGAUCCUUCAUGGGGCCCAGCAAGGGGGCAAUCGCACUCUGAAGAUACGACUGCUUGGCCGCAUCCACAUCACCAGCAGUGAGGCUGCGCGUGAGGCCGCCGAUGAGCAGCCCGAGCGUCUCGAAGAGGUGGGUGCGGUCGUCAGGGUGCAGCAGACCCCACGCCGCCCGUUGGCCCUCCUCUGAUGCGGUGAACGGCACAUAGGGGAGAGUCAGGAACGGCCGGAUGCCCUCAUAGAUCUGCUGCGUGUAAGCCACCGCCCCAUUGAGGUGCGCCUUGACGUACUUCUGCAGCACCGACGCAGCCAGGGGGGGCGUCCUCUGGUCGGCAUUGCGGAUCCCCCUCUCGUCGAGCAGCAGCUGCAGGCCGACCAGAAAGAAUGACCCUUCUUCUGCUCUGCCCCGUUUGGGCGGGAGGAAGAAUGCCGAGUAUCUGACGAGCAUCUCCAGGACGUGUGUGCGGACGGCGUGGUGUGGGAAGGCCAGCAGAGGAGGGCAGCUGUAGAUGCGGGUGAGGCUGACACGCAGCGGGUGGGGGGAGGGGUGUGGUGGGGGGGCGUUCUCUGGAGGGACCUUGAGGGCCUGAGGGAUGCCUGAAUGGCACCACACGCCACCACAUCCACCUGAGGUCAUCGCAUCGCAUGUGGCCGGCCAUGUAUACUGACCUCUGUUCUUCUCUCCCGCCACGAAGAGCAAGUAUAGGAUGGCCUCCACGCGAUUCCAUGGCAGAGGGGGAGGUGAGGAUGUCCCUGCUGCUGCCGUGUGAGCACUCAAGGCCGCACAAAGCUCGUCGACGGCCGCUCGCAGGAACUCCCACACCAACAUCUCGUCUAACUGCACAGACACACAACACGCAGGCAAUGCAUUAAUGGUACACAGAGUGCAGUGCCACGUAUGUAUCGAUGCAUGGCUGUUGUUGUGUUGUGUGUGGUACCUACCGUAGCAAUGCGCUGGAAGAGCUUGGUCACCUCCUGUGCGGUGCGACAAGAGGCCGACAUGCGAUGGAUGGAUGGAUGGAUAGAUGGAUAUGUGUGUGUACGAGCCCACUGUGUGCCCGCCCAGUGCACUUUACUGACCGACCUUUCUGAAUCUUAGGAACUCGAGGUGACGGUCGUCGUCAUCAGCUGCAAUGCAAAAGUCAUACCAUGGUGGAUACGACACCUGACACACACACACUCAGACACACACAGAGAGGGAGACACAUUCCUCACGCUAAUGGCCCCGCCGUCUCCCCGCCACAUUCACCGCCUACACCCACCUUGUGUGCGAUGCCCCUCAGUAGUCCCAGGAAGAGCGGGUGCAGCUGCUCCACACUGACGGCAUGAUUGGUCUGCUGCUGUAGUGUAGGUGCCCCUUGCUGCUGCUGCUGCGCCAUGGCCAUGAGGGCCUUGACCUUGCCGACGAAGUCGGACAGGAAGGCCUCCACAGACUCGCUCACACGGGACGACUCGUGGCCGAAUACAAAGCUGAACGAAGAAACCAUGCAUGGCUUGGUUGCUAAACCCUCCCGUCACAACACCUACCUACCUCGCCGUGUUGACCAUCCUCUCAAGCAGCUGCCAACACUGAAGAAGGAAUGAAUGAACGGACCACACACAACGACAUCAGAGCAGAGCUGUGUGACAUGGGCCCUUCUCCCCCUUUCCCUCCCCCUCCCCAGUCGGUGAUACCUCGGUCACCCCCUGGAAUCCCGCAUUGAUAUUGUUGUCUUUGUGCAUGGCCGCCAGACAGUCGAGCACCUCCUCCCCCACAGCGUUGCAAAGCUCACCCAGACCCCCGAGCAACUCCAAGUGCUGCUGUGGAUGGUGGCCCUGCCGCUGCCACAGGCGGUGAAUGGCGCCCUCCAUGGUGGGGGUCAGCUGCAGCGACCCGUCGGUCAGCAGGGACAGCUUGCUCGCGGCAGGCAUCUUCUUCUUGACCACCUGAUUGAUGCGUGGCAUGUCCGUACGGUGCAGAAGUCCACCCAUCCAUCCACCCAAUGCUCUGUCUGUCUGUCUGGAUCUGAUCUGUGUGCCCACCCGCCCCCUCACCGCGCUGAUGGCGUCACACGCCUCUGCGGCCGUCUCGCCAUCCCAUACACCACACUGAGACUCACCCUUUUCCCCCGCUCCCUCAGCACUCUGCCGCACUCUCGCCAGAAGCAGGGCCAGCAGUGGCAUGGAGGGGUUGACGAUGGCGCUCAGGUCGAUCCAUGGGAAGUAGAGCCCCAGCACCUUGAGGCAGGUGAGGUGCAGCGGCGCCAGUGGGGGGGAGGGGGGCUGCCGGAGCAGCUCGUAGCACCACGAGACGAUCUUGGCUAUGUCGUUGGCUCGCAUGGCGGCCUUGACGUGGCUGCUGCGCUGCCUCUCCUCCUGAGUGGGGUGCAGCUCGUCGCUGACGAUCUCCUCAUCCACCACCACCAGCAGCUUGGCGCAGAUCUCGCCGCCCCGCAGCCCCCUUGCCCCCAGCUGGAGCAUGUCGUCUACGGCGGAUCCCCACCUCUCAGGGUACUCGACACGCAUCAGCUUGACGUACAAGACACAGGCCUGGUUGACCAUGGUAGACUCGUCCAUUCUGCCGUCGCCGCCACACUGUGUCUGCAGGUACUGCAGCAGCAGGGGAAUGAUGCCGUGGCGGCUGCCGGUGUACAGCCGUGGGAGCACUUCCAUAAGGGCCUUGACGGCCCAGAACCGCAGAGCGAUCGGCCCAGUUGGCGAGAGGAACCACUCCAUGCACGGCCGCCAGGUGGACUCGGGAGGAGAUCUCUUGAAGGCUGAUGGAUGCAAUGAAUCCAUCACAUACACAGAUCGAUCAGCGACUGACUUGUGAGGGAAGGUCGUGAGUAGUGUGCUGUGCUGUACUGUGAUGCGUACCGUACCCUACCGUCAAGAGUGGCGAUUGCCUUUGCAGCGGCAUCGCUGCUGUGAAAUGAAGAAAGGACGGAGAUUGCCGCUUCAACUUCAGACAGAUUUCCAUUCAUUUCGCUGUCCUGAGGACAAG
Molecule: messenger RNA, 4578 nt
Organism: Vitrella brassicaformis
Lineage: Eukaryota; Vitrellaceae
Source: the annotation of a GenBank genome assembly